GUGACACGCUCCGGUAUGCUAAUACAUGGUAAUCUCCCCCAGGCCCCUCCUCCGCGGGCCGCGGCGGGGCAGCCAGCAGGGUGCGCGGCGGAGAGCCGAGGGGGCGGGCUGAGGGGCGGCCCCGGGAGAGCGCGGCCAGGUGGAGGAGGAGCGCGGAGGCCACCGCAGCAUCCACCUGCUCUUCUGCUGCCUGAGCACCCUGACUGUGCCACCUCACAGGCCAUGGAGAAUGAGCUGCCAGCCCCCCACACAUCCAGCCGUGCCAGCGUCACCAGCAACACCAGUGGAACCAGUAGUAGCAGUGGCUGCAACAGCAGCAGCAGUAGCAGUGGUGGCAGUGGCCGCCUCACUGCACCCCAGAUUUCUGUGUACAGUGGUAUUCCCGACCGGCAGACUGUGCAGGUGAUCCAGCAGGCCCUGCACAGGCAGCCCAGCACGGCGGCGCAGUACCUGCAGCAGAUGUACGCCGCACAGCAGCAGCACCUCAUGUUGCAGACGGCAGCCUUGCAGCAGCAACACCACCUCAGCAGUGCGCAGCUCCAGAGCCUGGCAGCGGUGCAGCAGGCAAGCCUGGUGGCCAACAGACAAGGAAGUACUUCCGGCAGCAGUGUGUCCUCACAGGCUCCCACCCAAUCUCCUUCACUCAACCUGGCAGCAGCCCCUGCAACAGCCCAGCUCAUCAACCGGGCACAGAGUGUCAAUUCAGCCACAGCCUCGGGCCUCACCCAGCAGGCUGUGCUCUUGGGCAAUGCGUCCUCUCCUGCCUUGACUGCCAGCCAAGCACAGAUGUACCUCAGAGCACAGAUGGCCCAGCCAGGUAACUUGGUGCAGGUAGCUAGGAGCCUAGGCCGCACUGUUCCUUUGUCCCCUCAGCUCAUCUUCACGCCCACGGCCACCGUCGCUACUGUACAGCCUGAGCUCGGCACUGGCUCCCCCGCUCGGCCCCCUACCCCUGCCCAGGUACAGAACCUGACCCUACGAACACAGCAGACACCAGCAGCUGCAGCCUCGGGCCCUACCCCUACCCAGCCUGUCCUGCCCAGCUUGGCCCUGAAACCCACAGGCAACAGUGGCCAGCCUCUGCCUGCCCCACCCCAGGGCAGGAACACUGCUCAGGGUUCCCCUGCAGGUGCCAAGCCUGGUAUAACUGACAGUGUGAUGGAGUCGCUCAGGAAAGGAGAUGGUGGCAGCAGCGUGUCAGGGAACAUGGAGAGCCGGCCUGGGCUUGGCCGGACAGUUCCUGCUGUGGCUACUCAUCCCCUCAUUGCACCAGCUUAUGCUCAACUGCAGCCACACCAACUCUUCCCACAAACAUCAUCAAAGCACCCACAGCCCCAGUUUGUGAUCCAGCAGCAGCCACAGUCACAGCAGCCACAGCCACCACGGCCUGUGCCUCAAGUCCAGUCCCAACCCCAUCUUUCCCCAGUACCCCCAAGCCUGUCCCUACAAUCCAGCGCAGAAGACAAUGCCAUGCCUCUAGGUCCAGUCACGCCUGCCCUGCCACCCCAGUGCCCUACUGCCCAUCUGCAUAAGCCAGGAAGCGGUCAGCAGUGCCACCUUCCUACGCCAGACACUGGGCCUCAGAAUGGACAUCCUGAGGGUGUGUCCCAUACCCCUCAGCGAAGGUUCCAGCACACCUCAGCUGUGAUCUUACAGUUACAGCCUGCUUCUCCAGUGCCCCAGCAGUGUGCUCCUGAUGACUGGAAGGAAGUAGUACCAGGCGAGAAGAGUGUGCCUGUGACUCAGUCAGGCCCACUCCCACACCAACAAGCCAUCAUUACUGCCAUGCCUGGUGGCCUGCCUGUACCCAAGAGCCCCAACAUCCAGCAGUGCCCAGCUCACGAUUCAGGGCAGGGCAUUGUUCAUGCACUGACCGACCUCAGCAGCCCCGGCAUGACCUCAGGGAACGGAAACUCUGCCUCCAGCAUCGCCGGCACUGCCCCCCAGAAUGGUGAGAAUAAACCACCACAGGCCAUUGUGAAACCCCAAAUCCUGACGCAUGUUAUCGAAGGGUUUGUGAUCCAGGAGGGGGCGGAGCCUUUCCCGGUGGGACGCUCGUCCCUGCUGGUGGGGAAUCUCAAAAAGAAGUAUGCACAGGGGUUCUUGCCUGAGAAGCUUCCCCAGCAGGAUCAUACCACCACCACUGACUCAGAGAUGGAGGAGCCCUACCUGCAAGAAUCCAAAGAGGAGGGUACCCCCCUCAAACUCAAGUGUGAGCUCUGUGGACGAGUGGACUUUGCCUACAAGUUCAAGCGUUCCAAGCGCUUCUGUUCCAUGGCUUGUGCAAAGAGGUAUAAUGUGGGAUGCACCAAACGAGUGGGACUUUUUCACUCAGACCGGAGCAAGCUGCAGAAGGCAGGGACCACAACCCACAACCGCCGACGGGCCAGCAAAGCUAGUCUGCCCACACUUACCAAGGACACCAAGAAGCAGCCCUCAGGCACUGUACCCCUCUCAGUUACUGCUGCCUUGCAGCUGACACACAGUCAGGAAGACUCCAGCCGGUGCUCAGAUAACUCAAGCUAUGAGGAACCCUUGUCACCUAUCUCAGCCAGCUCAUCCACCUCCCGACGGCGACAAGGCCAGAGGGAUUUGGAGCUCCCUGACAUGCACAUGCGGGACUUGGUGGGCAUGGGACACCACUUCCUACCAAGUGAGCCCACAAAGUGGAACGUAGAAGAUGUCUAUGAAUUCAUCCGCUCUCUGCCAGGUUGCCAGGAGAUCGCAGAGGAGUUUCGUGCCCAGGAGAUUGAUGGGCAGGCCCUGUUGCUGCUUAAGGAGGACCACCUGAUGAGUGCCAUGAACAUCAAGCUGGGGCCUGCCCUGAAGAUCUAUGCACGCAUCAGCAUGCUCAAGGACUCCUAGAGUCUCUGCUGCCCGCUGCCCAAUCGGGCAGCCAGGGUUCCAGCCCCAGGUGGGCGCCGCCUCCUGAUGGAGCAGAGCCACACAGACAUUCCUGAGGAGCCCAGGAUGGGGCCAGUUGGAGGAAAGGGGCUCUUCCUAGGGGUGCAGCUGUGAGGAGGUCUCUGUGCUUCUUCAGUGGCUCUCAGGGCCAUUUCUGUGGGAGGGUAGAGAGGUAGGUGGCACAGAAGAUGGGGCUUUGCGCUUGUAAAUACUGUCAGCACUGGCUUCCUCCAAAGUCCCAAUGUUCUACCCCCCUAAUCCUUUUCUGUCCCCCAUUUUCCAGGGGGUUUAUGGUCAGGGCUCCCCAACUUGCGUUGGGAUACUUCCAAGGGCAGCCAGCAGGCCUGGACAGAGGUCUUGAAAGCCCUUGCCUUCUCUCUCCUUCCCCCUCCUUUCUCCAGGCCUGGCUAACCUUCCAUUGUCAGCUUCUCCCCCUUCAGCCUGUUUCCACAGCAUCCGGGGUUCUACCCGUACCCUUUCAGGUGGAGAGACAGAAGCUGGGCCCAGUUUGGCCAUGCCUGCUGGCACAGACGCCUUAACGCCGUGUGUAUGACUGUGUGACUGGGAGCCUGGACUGACAGGCCGUGAGCUGCCCUCUGGCAUUUCCAGGUGUUUUGUAGCAAACAGCCACUUAGUGCUUUGUCCUGGCCUCCACUCAGCCUGAGGCUGGGGAAUAGGAAGAAAGGGCAGACCCCGACCCCGAGAGUUGGAGAUUAGCGGUUCCCUCCAGAUGGCAGGAGGUUUGUGGGAAGGUCUCCUCACACCGGUGGAACUGCCAGUGAUCCUGCUGGCUGGCAAACAGCAUAAGGAAGCUCCAGGGGCCCAAAGCCCAAGCUGCCCAUGCCUUCCCUGCCUGCCCAUCCUUACACACACACACACACACACACACACACACACACACACACACACACACACACACACACCCCACCCCCCCACCCCCGUCGUGGGAGGAACUGUGUGACUGAAGGGUGGCUGCAGGCACUGUGGAAGCAGCCCUUGGCCUUCCACUCCCACACUUGCUUGUAAAACUUGUAUAGCAGUAACAGCUACCUAAGGAAGGGCAGGCCGCCUCCGACUUGCCCUGUCCUUACCAACUCUGGGAAGUCAGACUCUUCCCAGGAGGGGUGGGCAUUUUCUCAGCUUAUUCUGCCCCUUUCCCCACACCCCAGGCAGGGUUGGAAAUGAAGGACUUUUUUAACCUUUUGUUUUGUUUUUAAAAAAUAAAUCUGUAAAAUCUG
Phodopus roborovskii (desert hamster) is the source of this 4142-nucleotide messenger RNA. It is a transcript of the gene Phc2, whose product is annotated as polyhomeotic homolog 2. The transcript is spliced from 15 exons. NCBI's taxonomy places the organism in Eukaryota, Metazoa, Chordata, Mammalia, Rodentia, Cricetidae. The record is from RefSeq and is a predicted model, not a curated record. Gene Ontology annotation, molecular function: zinc ion binding; protein binding. Gene Ontology annotation, cellular component: nucleus; PRC1 complex. Bases 16 to 2865 code for a protein of 949 amino acids.